Molecule: messenger RNA, 1847 nt
Organism: Brienomyrus brachyistius
Lineage: Eukaryota; Metazoa; Chordata; Actinopteri; Osteoglossiformes; Mormyridae
Gene: sgce
Product: sarcoglycan, epsilon
Exons: 13
Coding region: 121-1533 (470 amino acids)
Cellular component (GO): membrane; sarcoglycan complex
Molecular function (GO): calcium ion binding
Source: RefSeq, a predicted model, not a curated record
AGCCUUCUGCGGGCCGCUGCUAAGGAUGGAGCGGGGUGGAAUGUAACGCGGGCGGGGUGGGGGAUGCCUGGAGCCGCCGUAGCGCCAGCGAUCACCGCGUAGCACGGAGCAUCGGCUGCCAUGGACGCCAUCGGUGUCCUCGCAUGGCUCUCCGUCGCUUAUUUAGUACGUCCCGCUGGUGGCAGGGGACGUAGCCAAAGGCAGCGUUAUUACGGCCCUAAGCUGAGAUCCGCCGUACAGGGAAACGUGGUCACCAUCCUUUCAAAGUCGCACGCGGACCGCAACGUGUACCCCUCGGCGGGGGUCCUGUUCGUCCAUGUUCUGGAACGAGAAUACUUCAAGGGGGAGUUUCCUCCUUACCCCAAGCCGGGCGAUGCCAGCAAUGACCCCAUCACCUUUAACACGAAUCUGAUGGGCUACCCGGACAGACCAGGGUGGCUUCGCUACAUCCAGAGGACUCCUCACAGCGACGGGGUCCUCUACGGAUCUCCCACAGCGGAGCACGUGGGAAAGCUCACCGUUAUCGAGAUUACGGCCUAUAACAGGCGAACGUUCGAAACUGCCAGGCACAAUCUGGUCAUCAACAUCAUCUCUACAGAAGAUUUUCCCCUGCCGUACCAGGCCGAGUUUUUCAUCAAGAACAUGAAUGUGGAGGAAAUGUUGGCCAGCGAGGUGCUGGGAGACUUCCUGGGUGCCGUGAAGAACGUCUGGCAACCCGAACGCCUCAACGCCAUCAACAUUACAUCAGCGCUGGACAGGGGCGGCCGCGUCCCCCUGCCCAUCAACGACCUUAAGGAGGGGGUGUACGUCAAGGUGGGUGCCGAUGUGCCGUUCUCGUCCUGCCUGCGUGAGGUAGAGACGCCGCAGAACCAGCUGCGCUGCAGCCAGGAGAUGGAACCCGUCAUCAGCUGCGAUAAGAAGUUCCGGGCGCAGUUCCACAUCGACUGGUGCAAGAUCUCCCUGGUGGAAGUCACCAAAGCGAGCCACGGGGAGAGGCUCCGGGAGAGGCCAGCGUUCGGCCCUGGCGUGCUGCCAGACAUCGGCGAGUACCAGCCCCCUUCCGAGGAGCUGCAGGGCAGGGACUACUUCUCCGACUUCGUGAUCACGCUGGCCGUGCCCUCCGCCAUUGCCCUGGUUCUCUUCAUCAUCCUGGGUUAUGCCAUGUGCUGCCGCCGCGAAGGGGUGGAAAAAAGAAACAUGCAAACACCAGACAUCCAGCUGGUCCACCACAGCUCCAUCCAGAAGUCCACCAAGGAGCUGCGCAGCAUGUCGAAGAACCGGGAGAUUUCCUGGCCGCUGUCCACGCUGCCCGUCUUCCACCCCGUGAGCGGGGAGGUGGUUCCGCCCCUCCACCCGGAGAGCUACGAAACCACAAGCAUGCCGCUGAUGCAGACGCAGACUAACCUUCAGAAUCAGAUGCAGAUUCCACGGCAACAGCCAGCAGGAGAUAAUUACUGUAUGUCAACUUUUCGAAGGCUGGAGGUAAAUGGUAUUCCUGAAGAGAGGAAGGUGGCUGAAGCCCAGAAUCUGUGAUGCGGUCAUAGAUAAUUCAUGCAAAGCCCAUGCGGACAUCGAGCACAGUGCUACGGCGAACAUGUAAAUAAUAUAUAGACUAAUAAGUUGCCUUUUGGGAAAAAAAAAAACACUUCAGAAGUAUUUCGAGGAUCCUUAUUUGUCAGAGAGAAGCGAUGCAGGUUACGACCUUUACGUUAUGGACAAGUGUGUUUCCAGGCAAAGUGGAGAGAGAACAGGUGUAGCUCUCAGCGUCGUGUCCUUCAGUUUAACAGCUGUUAGCCUUGUAUCUGUUUGUUAUUCUGCCACAUAAUGAAAGUAAAGAUGUUUGGAUA